This is a messenger RNA of Endocarpon pusillum Z07020, 1116 nucleotides long. RefSeq lists its product as uncharacterized. The record is from RefSeq and is a predicted model, not a curated record. The coding region runs from base 1 to 1116 and encodes 371 amino acids. The transcript has 3 exons. NCBI's taxonomy places the organism in Eukaryota, Fungi, Ascomycota, Eurotiomycetes, Verrucariales, Verrucariaceae.
AUGAGUCAAGAAACUUCUUCCAGCAGCUCGGGGACAAUGGUCGCAUCAGCUAUCGUUACUGCUCUUGCGACCAUAUGUGUCGCCUUGCGCUUCUACACUCGAAUUCGUACAAAGGCCGGUAUUGCCUGGGACGACUGGUGGAUUCUAAUCGGCCUACUCACCAGCUUGCUGAUAGGAGGCCUUCUUCUGUGGGGCAGCAGUACAGAUCCAGAUGCCCAGAGCGAAGUUAGUGAGGCAAUAUUCACCAAUACAACAGACACAUUCGACACAGCUCCUCAUACAACCUACCUCAAGCUCUCCUUCAUAUCCUCUAUUCUAUAUUUCGCCAUUGUCACAUCUAUCAAAGUAUCAAUCUUACUUAUGUACCGCCGUAUUUUCUCUAUUGAUUACUCCUUCCACCUGCAAUCUCUGCUUCUUCUGGCUGUCAUCUUUGCCUUCUGGCUAGCCGUUACCACCGCAACCCUCCUCAACUGUCGGCCACUCAAAUAUAGCUGGAUCGGCAUGUCAUGGGAGGAGUACUGUUUCAAUUACAACAUUUUCUGGAUGGUAACUGGCGCUGUCGAGGUCAUCAUCGACACAGCUAUCCUUGCGCUUCCUGUGCGCAUGGUGUUACGCCUCCAGCUUUCACAGAAACGAAAGAUUUCCAUUAUGCUUAUAUUUCUCCUUGGAGGAUUCGUCAUAAUUACAGGCAUCAUCCGCGUUAUCUAUUCAUAUGUCCCCGGUAGCCGUGUUCCAGAAUACAUUAAAGCGGAACUUUGGUCAACUAUACACAUAGGCAUGGCAAUAUUCUGCGCCUGUUUGCCUACUAUUCGGCCUCUUUUUACCGGCAUGACCUCUCGCCUUGCCAAGGCAUCCUCCAGCCUGAGACAGCGCUACUGCAGUGCGUCGGGACGGUAUUCCAAAGACACAGCAGCAUCGUCUAACAGCCCCGUACCUAGAUCCGAGGACGCGAUUGAGAUAUUGUCCCUAAGCCAACAGGAAUGCCAUUGCGGUGCUUACGACCUAGGCGGCGCAAGUGCCGACACAUUCUCUUCCCCGGGGCACUACCGGGAGUGCUAUUGUGCUGCAAGUUUAAAGGAUCCACGAGCCAAGACGGGGUCCCUGGAGGCCGGCUGA